AUGACCAACCUUCUCGAUCUUCCUGUUGAGAUCUUUCAAAUGAUCAUCCAUGAACUAGUCAGUAGCGCGAUGGGCAACGUCAACCGUCCUUCCAACUGCUUUCAGAUUGAUGGGGUCUGGAUGCUGAGAGAUGUUUGCCCUACCUUCGCUGCAGAGAUUGAGCGCAGCGUCUUCUCCCAGCAGCCAAAAGCGGUCUACUAUAACAACUGCUUCGUUCAGCGCCUUGUCCUUGAGCGUCUGCCCCGAUACAUGAUGCAAGUCAAGCGAAUACCGGGGAACAUCAACGAAGGCUUUCGUGCACGACUACAGCGCAUGACGAGCUACAUUCUGCACGAGCUUGACAUUAAAGAUGAGAAGCAACGCGCAGACAUCAUCGACAAAUUCUAUGUUAGCUUACGCAAGAUCGUUAACGAGUACCGAUUGAGUCAUGCCCUGUGGCUCUUCACGUCUUUGAUGGUCGGAUCGCAUGAUGUUCUGGCUGGUUUUCUCCCAGAAGUCAGUGGUACGGAGGAAGAUCGACUCUUCCAUGUACUACCUUUUGACAUCGCUCGGAUCCUAGGUGACAUGAAGUCGAUUGACGUUAUUCUCCGUCAUCUGGCAACACGGCCAUCUUUGGGGCGAAUAGCUCUUACGUGUGAGAACGGAAUGUUUCGCAUACAGAGCAUCAUUAGCAUCAUGCUGGCUAGCGACAGCAGUACAAUCGCUCAAACUCUCCUCGACUUCCACAGGAAGAACCUACCCUCCCCCACGAGGCACGCCUACAACUCUUGGAUCUACAACGCUGUCCAUGAGCGUACAACCAAAUAUCUGCACAAUCUAAGGGCUGUCUUGGAUUUCUACCCUGAGGGCAGGACACGGGUUCUGCGCGAAACGAUGCUCACCAUAUGCGCCGGAGGCAGCUCUGAAGAUGUCCAGGAAGCCCUCAAGCGCGUUGAAGAUGUGGACAAGGGAACAGCAUUGAACGCUCCUAUUUUUAUCGCUGUUCGAUCCGGUCGCGUAGCCGCUGUACAGGGAUGCAUCCAGGCAGGUGCUAAUAUUCACCUCGCCGUGCGUUCAAACAUCCCGACACUUCACAAAGACACUAUCACACCUCUUGACGUCGCCAUGAACCGGAACGAUGGCCAUAUUGCGGAAGUCCUCAUCAAGGCUGGCGCAACAAUCCCACACAUAUCGCAGUGGCCAACGACUCGGCGCGUGUACAAGGUAUUACGCAAGGCCGUCUCGGAACGCACUAAUGUCAAGCUGCCUGACCUGAAGCGCUUUCAACAUAUGAGUCUGGCGGAUCGCAAGGACAUACAGUAUUAG
This is a messenger RNA of Alternaria rosae, 1305 nucleotides long. RefSeq lists its product as uncharacterized. Gene Ontology annotation, molecular function: protein binding. The record is from RefSeq and is a predicted model, not a curated record. Bases 1 to 1305 code for a protein of 434 amino acids. The transcript has 2 exons. NCBI's taxonomy places the organism in Eukaryota, Fungi, Ascomycota, Dothideomycetes, Pleosporales, Pleosporaceae.